Vitis vinifera (wine grape) is the source of this 783-nucleotide messenger RNA. RefSeq lists its product as uncharacterized. The transcript has a single exon. Lineage: Eukaryota; Viridiplantae; Streptophyta; Magnoliopsida; Vitales; Vitaceae. Bases 1 to 783 code for a protein of 260 amino acids. The record is from RefSeq and is a predicted model, not a curated record.
AUGACGAUAGAGAGUUCAUUUGUCCAGCCAGCUAUUCUGAAAUUUGAUGGCUACUAUGAUCACUGGGCAAUGCUCAUGGAAAACUUCUUGCGUUCCAAGGAGUAUUGGGGACUUGUGGAGAAUGGAGUUCCUGUAGUGGCUGAAGAUGUUGUUCUCACAUAUGCACAGAGGAAGCACAUUGAAGAUCAGCAGUUAAAGGAUUUGAAGGCAAAGAACUAUCUAUUUCAUGCAUUAGAUCGUUCUAUCCUAGAGACAAUUCUAAACAAAAAGACUACGAAGGAUAUUUGGGAUUCUAUGAAACAGAAAUUUCAAGGCACCACACGAGUGAAGUGUGGAAAUUUGCAAGCUUUGAGAAAGGAAUUCGAAAUUCUUCACAUGAAGUCGGGAGAAAUUGUGAAUGAAUAUUUCUCUCGCACUCUUGCCAUUGCCAACAAAAUGAAAGUCAAUGGUGAGGAUAAAGGAAAUACUGCUGUUGUUGAAAAGAUUUUACGAUCUAUGACUUCCAAAUUUGAUUAUGUUGUUUGUUCCAUUGAAGAGUCUAAAGAUUUAGACACUUUAACCAUAGAUGAGUUGCAGAGUAGUCUUCUUGUCCAUGAACAACGCAUGACCUCUCAUGUGUUAGAAGAAGAACAGGCUUUGAAAGUUACUCAUGGAGAUCACUCCAGAAGUAGAGGUCGUGGUCAUGGAAAUUAUAAAGGAAGAGGAAGAGGACGAAACAGAAGAUCUUUUGAUAAGGCUACUGUGGAGUGCUAUAAUUGUCACAAGCUAGGACAUUUUGCAUGA